Cercospora beticola is the source of this 1326-nucleotide messenger RNA. Its product is annotated as retropepsin-like aspartic protease. Lineage: Eukaryota; Fungi; Ascomycota; Dothideomycetes; Mycosphaerellales; Mycosphaerellaceae. The record is from RefSeq and is a predicted model, not a curated record. Gene Ontology annotation, molecular function: aspartic-type endopeptidase activity. Gene Ontology annotation, biological process: proteolysis.
AUGUCGGGCAUGGAGAUAGCGGGACUCGUGCUUAGUGUGUUCCCGUUUGCGGUAAAAGCCUUGGAAGAGGCGGUGGACAUUAUUGACAAGUACGAUAAUACGACUAAGCACAGUAACUUUAACCUUAGGCAAUUCGGACGAUCGAAGGCCAAGCGACUUGCGGACCUGCGUAACAGAACUAGAGAUGCAAUGCUAGAUUAUCAAACCGCGCAUCUCAAUUUGACGACUCUGUUGGCAACGGAUGCUCAAGAGCGACUGUCUAGCGCAGAAUUAGCUAGGGUGGAUCAUCUCUGCAAAAGCUCACUUGCCUUGUGCAGCAUGCUGUACGCAGAGAGUGAUCAGCUUCUGCGACCAGGGAGGAAAGAAAAGGCCAAGGAGGCUUCGAUAGACAGCAUGGUGAGCAUGAUUUUGAAGAUGACAGACCGUAUGAACCGAGAGUGUGCUAUCCUGGAACAACCACUAGAGCGACACCCUUUCGACAGCGAACUUCGAGGCUCGUCGGUGUACAGAGAUCGGAACAAGUCACGACAGCCUACGUCUUCCUCUGGCAAUCCAGACGAUGCCUUCGCCUCGGACCUUGAUUCCCAAGGGACUGCAGACAGUGAUCUCCCAACCGAUCCGGAUAGUGUGUCGAUGGGCCCGUUCAGCUAUUCGUUUCCGGAGGUUCCAACCAUAUCAAGCACAUUCGAAGCCGGCGCAGAAGCUGUGAUUGACGAUCCGUCUGUGAAUAAAGCAGAGAGAUUGGUCCUGGUAGAUAUGGAGAAUGGUCAGUCGAAGGAGGUUACUGCUCUCCUUGACACCGGAGCCACAGUCAAUUGUGUUGCAGAAGCAGACGUUUUGCUGUUAGGGACGGAGGCAAACAUCAGAAAGCUACCGCACCCGAAACCAAUCAGGAUAGCUAACGAUGAGGACAUCGAGGCAACACACGUCCUGAAGUGCAGAUGGUAUUUCCCAGGCAAGGUCACGGCUUAUACGCACAUCUUUCACAUAGUGCCGGGACUUCCUCGCAGCCUCGUCAUUUGUCAACAGGUCAUCUUCCAACACAACUUUCUGACCGAGAAUAUCGAACUCUGCUCUCUUGGCUUGCCGAAGGAAUUGAAAGCCGCACCGGAGCUGUAUGUACUGGGAAUGGCGACGCAAACUAGAGCCAAGAAGGAAGAGCAGUCACAGCAGGCUAAAGCUGCCAUGAAAGCGAACGAGGCGCAAAGACGGCAAGAGCUGGAAGAUAUGAAGCAGGCAUUCGCCAGACGUGCAGCGGCUGCAGCUUCCAGCUCGGCCGCAAGCGCCUCGACUCAGCAGUCGGGCUCAUCGAGCACACAAACCUGA